CCUCAUGGUCCUUCUCUGUUUUCCAGUCCCUUCCAGAGUUAGUAUUUAUACAACACACUACUCCUCAUUGUCUACUAGAGCUUCUAUCCUGAAGUGAAAAGCAUAAGGGAAUUUUGUAUCCCGACAAAGUAGCAGACUGGAGUCCACAGGAGGAAAGCAACCACUUAAAACACCUUCAGACUGAGCCAGCAGCCUUCCUGCCUUGCCUGAGUGAUGCUAUCCCACCAAAACCAGCCUUCCAGUUGCCAGGCAGUGCCCUAAAUUCCGUUCUAUCUCCUUGCGGGGCAGUGCUCCAGUGCUACUGACUGAACUCCAGCCUCGCCUACACACAGGAGCACCAAUGUCCUAUGAGAAUUGGGGUAUUUGUGGACGGAUUUGCAGUAUUUGCAGUCAGACAUGUCAACUCUUCAGAACCCUGUCGGAGAGCCUCAGAAGUUUCUGGGAUAAUAAGGUGAAGAGACGGUUUUUUGCUUCACCGCAAAAGGAAGAGGUGCCAACCUCCACGGCCGACUACAUUUUUCACAGAGAAAAGAUUCUGGAGCUUGGCAGCAUCCUGAAGAAUAAAAGACUAUCCCUUGAUAAGAGAGCUCAGGCUGCCCAGAAAAUCGGACUACUGUCUUUCACAGGAGGCAUGAGUGCCGCGCAGUUCGCCAGCGAGUACAUGACAGAGGUUGCUUUCUUGCUGCAGAAGAAAAAGGCGAUGUCAUUCAGGACAAAGAUCCUGCUACUCCAGAGUGUAGCGUGCUGGUGCUACCUAAACCCCGACAGCCAGAGGAAAGUCAGACAACUCGAGAUUAUUCCGACUUUAAUUGAUUUCUUGGAGGAGUCUUUCCAAUCUAGCAACAAGACUGAAAUAAACACCCACCGCCUCUGCCAAUUUUGGGUCUGCUAUGCCCUCACAGUCAUAACCUGUAACAACUUAGCUAUCAUGAGGGAGCUGAGAUCCUACCGAUCUCUAAAAUUCCACCUACAGCUCGUGGCUACGGAGAACUGGUCUGGGUGGCCUGAAAAUUUUGCCGAGGUCUUAUAUUUCCUAAUAGGUUUUCACAGGAACUAAUUUUAAUUUUUUUUUUUAGUUCAGUUACAAGAUUCAACUAUCCUCGUGCCAUUGCAUUACCUCAGAAACCUGAAGUAAAGAAUAAAGUUCAUGGAUUAUUCUA
Messenger RNA from Mus musculus (house mouse), 1160 nucleotides. It is a transcript of the gene Armh2, whose product is annotated as armadillo-like helical domain containing 2. NCBI's taxonomy places the organism in Eukaryota, Metazoa, Chordata, Mammalia, Rodentia, Muridae. Bases 341 to 1057 code for a protein of 238 amino acids. The transcript has 3 exons. The record is from RefSeq and is a predicted model, not a curated record.